GCCAAUGAAGUUGGUCAAAACACUCAACUUGGAAAAUUCAAGUUGCCAAUGAAGUUAGUCCAACGAUUGAUUCUUAAACAAUUUUAUAGAAAUGAUAACAUUUUUCUGAUAUGCAAUCUCCCAUUACAAGAAAAUGAUGUUAAAUUUGUACGUAGCUCUUAUUUUUCUGAUCAGAGUUGCCUCCGGAGCCACUACCGGCGGUUUUACCUUCAAUGGCAAUAUAGAACUGCAAGGAGUGGCAGAGGUCUCCACCAAUGGUCUUUUCAGGCUAACAAACACCACAGCUUAUGCAGUCGGCCACGUGUUUUAUGCUCAGCCACUCAUCUUCAAGAAUUCGUCAACCGGUAAAGCUUUAUCCUUCUCCACAACUUUUGUAAUAGCCAUAGUUGUGGAUAAGUCAAGCUUUAACGGCCAUGGAAUGGCGUUUGUGAUAGCUCCGUCGAAGAAUAUAUCUGGAGCGUCAGCUCAACAUCUGGGCUUGUUCAACAGUACAAAUGAUGGAGAUCCAAACAAUCAUAUAAUCGCCGUAGAGUUUGACAAUUUCCGAAACCAAGAGUUCCAUGAUAUUAAUGGUAACCAUGUCGGCAUCGACGUAAAUAGCUUAAGAUCAGUGAAAGCUGAACCUGCAGGCUAUUUCGUAGAUGAAACGGGCGAGUUCAAGAAUAUCAGUCUUGCUAGUGGCGAAAGAAUACAGGUUUGGGUAGAUUAUGAUGCUGCAAGAAACCAACUUAAUGUUAGUUUAUCUCCGAUUUUUGUUAGCAAGCCUAAUCUGCCACUUUUAUCUUUGGAUAUUGAUAUUUCUCCCAUAAUCUUAGACCAGAUGUAUGUUGGAUUUUCUUCUUCCACCGGCCGGCUAGUACAGUCUCAUUAUGUUCUCGGUUGGAGCUUUCAGGUAGCCGGAAAAGCUCAGCUUGAUCUUUCCAAACUUCCAUCGCUUUCUAGUGAAGAAGAACAGUCCAAAAGUAAUAAGAACAGGGAUUUGGCAAUCGGAUUAUCUGUCAGUGGAGUUGUAUUAUUAGCGGUAAUUAUAGUCUCUUUGAUUCUUGUUUUCAAGAAAAAGAAAGAAAAAGAUAAAUUCGACGAGGUUUUAGAAGAUUGGGAGGUUCAAUACGGACCUCAUAGAUUCGCAUACAAAGAUCUGUUUGCGGCCACCAAAGGUUUUACUGAGAAGGAGUUGCUUGGAAAAGGGGGUUUCGGCGAGGUUUAUCGAGGUGUUCUUCCCGUUUCGAAAAUCCAAGUUGCGGUGAAGAAAGUUUCUCAUAAUUCGAAGCAAGGAAUGAAAGAAUUUGUAGCUGAGAUCGCUACAAUUGGGCGCCUCCGACACCCGAACUUGGUUCGACUUCUUGGCUAUUGUCGCGGUAAAGGCGAGCUCAUUUUGGUCUAUGACUAUAUGCCUAAUGCCAGUCUUGAUAAGUUCAUAUAUAAGACAGAGGUAACUCUGAGUUGGAAUCAAAGAUUUAAAAUUAUUAAAGAUGUUGCUUCUGGAUUAGCUUAUCUUCAUGAAGAAUGGGUAGAAACUAUUGUUCACAGAGAUAUCAAACCGAGCAAUGUGCUAUUAGAUGGCGAAUUUAAUGGAAAACUUGGUGAUUUCGGGCUUGCAAGAAGCUGUAAACGUGCGCAGGAUCCUGAAACUACUCACCUAGCUGGAACAUUAGGAUACAUUGCACCAGAGCUGGCGAAAAAUGGCAAAGCAACCCCAAGCACAGAUAUUUAUGCAUACGGGGUCUUUUGCCUGGAGGUUGCUUGCGGUAGAAGGCCUGUUGAAUCUCGAGCAUCUCCGGAAGAGGCGAAUUUGGUGGAUUGGGUAUACAGGCGUUGGAAGGAAGGAAAGAUUUUAAGUACAGCGGAUUCUAAAUUGCAGAUGGAUUUCGAAGUCGAAGAGGUUGAACUUGUUUUGAAGCUUGGACUACUCUGCUCGCACCCUGUUGCAGAAGUUAGGCCAAGAAUAUCACAAGUUCUAUUGUAUCUUAAGGGUAUUGCUUCUAUCCCUGAAAAUUUUGAUUUUCAAAUUCCGGGACCGGAUCAGAAAGGACAGUCUUAUAAUCCUGCCAUUUUGGAUUACAGUAUAGCUUCAUUUACAGUCACUGAAUCUCUCAGAUCUGUUGGUCGAUGAAUAUAGCUAGUACCACUCCCUGUACUUGCAAGCUAAUUUAAAUGAAAUUAUAAUCAUAAAAUAUGUUAAAAUAAUUUUUUUACAAGCUGAUCAUAUGAACAGUUUUAUUUCCAA
Molecule: messenger RNA, 2227 nt
Organism: Mercurialis annua (annual mercury)
Lineage: Eukaryota; Viridiplantae; Streptophyta; Magnoliopsida; Malpighiales; Euphorbiaceae
Product: L-type lectin-domain containing receptor kinase V.9-like
Exons: 1
Coding region: 134-2113 (659 amino acids)
Biological process (GO): protein phosphorylation
Cellular component (GO): plasma membrane
Molecular function (GO): protein kinase activity; ATP binding; carbohydrate binding
Source: RefSeq, a predicted model, not a curated record